AUGAUCGGCGAAGUUCUCCCAGAUCUAAAGCGGGGCUACGACAGUGUCAUGGAUCGCGAGGGUCAAGACAGGCUCCUGUCGCUGUCGGAAACAGGACGAUUGGAGGAGUUCCAAAGCCGCUUCAACGACUCCACGACAGCUGACCAGUAUCGCAUCCUCGCCGAGAACGACACCGCCAUACCCGUUCUCUCCGAGAAGUUGCUGCCUUUCUUCGUUCGGGGGAUGGACGACUUUGAGUACAAGAUUGCCAACACUCCGGUAGCGUUGCCGGGGUGGGCAGACAUCAUUGUUGGAACCGUCGUCGUCCUGGGCUUCGUUCUUGUUUUAGCAUUGAGUGGGGAGCUCCAGCUUCCAUCCAUGGACGAAAAGUUUACGCUUGAGCGCUCCGCGCCCAAAAAGAUCAUCGUGCCGGUCAUACCAAAUGGACCCGGAGCGCAACCCGGGCUGGCCAAAACUGAAGUGCAGUCUAUGCCGUAG
Molecule: messenger RNA, 477 nt
Organism: Symbiodinium sp. CCMP2592
Lineage: Eukaryota; Dinophyceae; Suessiales; Symbiodiniaceae
Source: the annotation of a GenBank genome assembly